This is a messenger RNA of Amoebophrya sp. A120, 4542 nucleotides long. The record is from the annotation of a GenBank genome assembly. Lineage: Eukaryota; Dinophyceae; Syndiniales; Amoebophryaceae.
GUCUAACGUCAGCAUUUUGUACAAUACUUUGCGCUAUAGUCAUCGCGUGGCAUUGCUAUAUCCUAGUUGCUUUGCGAAAACAGUUCGGAAAGGCUCGCUGAGCCUUGUUUCACCUUUUCACAAAGAUCCUUGUUGCUGCGCACGUUGCCGUGCUUGAUCACGGUCAGGCUGCGUACCCCGCUUCCUGAAAGCAUCGAAUGUACCAGCAAGCUGACACUUUCUCCAUGUACACAUGAGGUUCCUCGAAUAUAGAAAAAAGAUGUCGAUGCAAAGGUAUCGAAGAUCAGCUUUGGAUCGUUUUGGGUCGUGUUCGAGUAAAAAGAAUUUAAGUAUAAAACUUUAUAACGAAACUCGGUUUUGGAUCCAAAUCGUGGAGUAGAUAGAGCAAGGUGCCAGGGCUGAAACAAGUCUCAAAAGGGACCAUGGGGCUGGGAGUCAUGGAAUCUAUCGUCAGAUACCGUGGGGAGGAACUGCUUACACCAAAUAAUUGUUGACAUAUGUUCAAUUGCUACUCUUAGGUCGUAAUUCCUUUGGCCUUUUGCUUGUAGCACUAGAACGACCAGAAGUUCAGUUUCUGCUCUUGUGCCGGCUUACGGGUUUCAGCAAAGAAUUCUACAUAUUAUGCUCGAUCACCUGUUUUUAGAAAACUUUUUCGAAGCAUCGAAUUUCCGCAAUAUAUUGGUCUUGCUUUAUUUUCAAUUCUUGGAAAUACACUUGAUUGACCUGCUAGUCUUAUUACCGUAGACACCACUAGCUGUGCCACAGCAUAAUUUUUUUCUUGAAAGUAGAAGGCGUAACAGGAAAAGUGGGUCCAGAAUUCAAAUUCUUUAUGGCCACUGCGUGCGUCGGCCCUUGAGCUCACGCCGUUCUUCAGGUGAACUCUGACAUCGAUCACGAACAAGAGCACCAACGCAUUUUGAUAUUGUGCUGCACCAGCAGCAGCACGAAGGUCACCUGACAAACGGGAGACACACCACCACCACCACCAGUUUCUGCGAGCCAACCGCCUUCUCUGAAAAUGAACGCUGACCAGCACCGUCAUUAUGACGGUAACAACCAGCGGCCACUGCCGGAUGCGCCCAGAAUACACAAAUCACCCGAGAUGAUGCCGGGCGUGUCCCUGGGGCAAAGGUAUAAUUGGGGCCACCAGUGCACGCCGAGUGGGAGGUCACUUUUUCCGCAGCCGCCCGUGUCGCAGUUUCACAGAAGUAUACACAACUAAAAAAAUCAUUUACUCACAUGUUUUGUUAUCCGCCGCUGAGACGCGCCAAAGUUGAAUGUGAUUCUUCCUUGAUGCCUUUCUGCAUGACAACCGCAACCAAGAAUAGAAGAUGGUUUUAGUCGUAUCUUCAAAUUUCUUGAGGUAUCAACCAAGAUGCCGAGAUGGGGAAUCUUUGGGUCGACGGCUCCAACACCUAUGAGGACGCCCGACUUUCGACCCAGCCCUACCACCUGGAAAAGUAUCAAAUGCAAAAAUGUCUGGGUCUGGAAGAGUGCAGACUUGUCAUGCAUAUUUUCCCUGCCCCAUGAGGUCUGGAAUGCAGGACCUGGCAUGACAGAUUCUGCGAAGUCUCUAUCAUGCCUAUCCUGCAUGAGAGACUCCCACAACUCAUGUUGGUCAAAAAAGGACAAUUUUAAUUUUUAGCGAUCACGCAACACAGAUUUUUGUGUGACCCACAGGACGCUGCAUCACAAGUUCCAUUCUCCCAGACCCAGACAUUUUUACAAUCCAUAAAAAGGACGUCCGAACGAUGACAGCUUACAGCUACGACCGUAAGGUACCUCCAGGGACCUACGUCGAGCCAAAAGUGUAUGGAUGUGUCAGGAUCGAAAUCGACAAAGUCAAAAAAUUUGUGAUGCAUAAAAUGUAGAGCACUGAGGGCCUAUAGUAAUAGUACUAGGGAGCAGGCAAAUGACGCCGAUUGUGGGCCUGUUUAGGGGUAUACAACGUGCUGCCAGAGUAGCACGACAUGAGAAGUCUUCUUUGCCCAAACAGCAUGACAGACUGGAUGCGGGAGGUGCCCCCGAAAUUUGUCAUGCGCCACUUGGAGACUGAGGCUCCAACUGGCAAUGGCAUCGAUUUUGUGCAUCACAAGUUUUUCGAUUUUGUCAAAUUCGAAGAUUCUGACACCUCCAUAAAGUGUUUAACCAAGGCAACCACGUAAACUGGAAGACCCGGCCGCUGGACAAGUUUGAGCAGGCAAAAAUGAGGCGAGACAUCCGCUGUUACUCCGUGCCGAAAAGGGGCGUGCAGGGGGAGCACCACCCUGUGUGUAUUUAAUAUUUUUGUGUUCGAGGACUUCUUGUUCAUCUUCAUGCUGGAGUACUUACGCAGUACAUCUGUGAUGCGACACCACCCUGCUGUGUACUACGAGUGAAGAUGAUCAUCUCGUCCACCUUGCAUGUUGAGUUGUAGAUAUGAGGAAUUUUUUACCGUGCGAUUUUCUCCAGUCAAUCUCCCAACAGGUUGCUUCGUGGGGUUUGUAGAAUGGACCAUGGAACGCGGGGCGAUGCCAAGAGGAGAGCAGGACCGGCUCAUGUACGCGGCUUGCGCAAGUAAAUACCCCUGCAGUAGUAUCUUUUGUAAAAACAUCCCCACCCCAUAGUCAAGUUGGGAAAUCUGCAAGACAAAUCGACAAGCUUUGGCUGCUGCGCAUGACAAGUUGGGCCCCGUAGUGUAAUCCUAUUUAGCUAUUUCAGCAGCAUCACAGAUCUAGCAUAUCAUGAUGAUUCGAGCAUGACAAAUUCCGAAAUACGACUAGAAAUUGCUUCUCAUGGGGCUCCGCAUGAGAGACAUUUUCACCAUGCUGAUUUGCAUGACAGCUCUGGGGUCGUUUACAAAGGGGAGGCAAAGUGUGCCGCACUUCUGUUUAGCAUGACAACUCUGGGGUGGGGAUGUUUUUCCACAGGAUAAGUAGGCCAGCAACCUACGAGGAGUACAUAUCGCAUGGCAUAGCAGGCCUGCCCUUGAUCAACCAAACGAAAUACGACAUUACGUUCGUCGGGCCAGGUACCGUACUCGCAAUGAUAUUGAUUCGUACAACUUCUAGUUGCUCUUGCAUGUUUACUUCUAGUUGCUCUUGCUAUUGUCGCAUCAUGGAUUUUUGAGAUUGAGUUGUCAUCGAUCACUACGCAGCCAGGUCUCCUGCUCGAAGCAUUUACAAUCUAUCGUUGAUGAAGAUGAUGACCAAAAAAACGCUGCAUCGUCUUCAAUAUCAAGGUAGCGACAAAAUCGGCCCGGGCGUGCUUGACCAUAAGAACACAAAUUUUGCACGAAAGAAGGUAGUCUUUCCCGGUGACAGAAUGGACGGGAGCAGUGGCCAGAUUGAAAUAGACGACUCGUCCUGCUGGGGCAGGAAAGCAUGUACUGAAAUGUCAAAGUGCCUUCGUUUUUUGAACGAUUUGCAUUUCUGACUUAUACUCAACAUGGGAUAAGUUUUUUUAUGGGUAUGUUCUGUUACUUUGGCUAGUAUGGCUAAACUCAGUACAACAAUUCUGACCAAAAUACGCCGACUGCAAGAUCGUCUAUCAUGAGCCUAAAGAUCUUGAUCAACCAAACCUUCAGGCAUUGCCGUCGUUUACCAGAACCGGUUACGGAAACAGCCCUCGUUGAAGCAGUUUGGGCUCUUGAGGAACACGCUCAACAAGCCGCUAAACGAGUUGCAGGCGAAUAAUCUGAACAAAGACUCGACGCAGUGGGACACUUUUCAGCACCUGUACAAGCAAAACGCACGGGUCACGCCUUUGUGAGGAGGAUUCGGAUUAGUUGGUUGUGCAUCAAAGAUUUUGAUGGACAAGAAAUCUUCGUAGUCACCGUUGCACACGUGAACAUCAUCACGACGAAGAAGAGCGAAACAAAGAUCAGUAAGCUUUUGCGCUUCAUUCCUUCGACCAUAAAAUGAUUGAUCAUCAUCAUGUCGAUCAUAUAGUACAUCUUAAUAAUCUUUUCGCUUUCAUCUUUUACGCGUACUCACUGUAUCUAUUCACUCCGUUUAACAUUGCAAUUUCGACCACGCAGCUCUUGCGAUUUUAUUUUUAGCUGUUGGAUCAGUUUCUGUAGAAUUCGAUAUUGGCAUACUAGGAUAGACGAGAAGUAAGGACACUAACAAGCGCAAGUCCGUACUUUUUCCCUUGUUUUCCGAGCGUCUCGCGGCAGACGCUGCUGGCUAGUAAUUGUUGUAUCAGUCCAGAUGAUGGCAACCAGUAGCACGAAUCUAAAAAUUCUGUAUCAAAUGGUUUCCGCAGAAGAGCUUACCAACCAUAACCAAGCGGAAUUCACCUUUUCAUCAUCAUAGAAGGUCGGUAAGAUUUCUGUUUGAAGUUCUCCGAAUUCGCAUCUUGCUCCCGAUAUGAAAGACGUGACUGACUAAAUUGAUCUCAAGCUCCUGCAACAAAAGUCCUCGGUCUGAGUCGGAAUCGGAAAUACGAUAACAGGCGACUUCAUCAGGAAUUCUACAUGAUCACAACAUUGUUGAUGAUUUUCUGAGGUCUGCUCGGUUCAGAUUUGUAAUGUGUACAAGAAAAAAAAUUAUCUUGACUCGA